Limulus polyphemus (Atlantic horseshoe crab) is the source of this 3049-nucleotide messenger RNA. Its product is annotated as liprin-alpha-1-like. Gene Ontology annotation, biological process: synapse organization. The record is from RefSeq and is a predicted model, not a curated record. NCBI's taxonomy places the organism in Eukaryota, Metazoa, Arthropoda, Merostomata, Xiphosura, Limulidae. The annotation marks the transcript as partial. The transcript has 22 exons. Gene Ontology annotation, molecular function: protein binding. Gene Ontology annotation, cellular component: presynaptic active zone.
UCUUGAACAUCUGGAGUGUCUUGUUUCUCGUCAUGAGAGAUCGCUGAGAAUGACAGUCCUAAAGAGACAAGCCCAGUCCCCAGCUGGUGUAUCCUCAGAGGUAGAAGUUCUAAAAGCUUUGAAGUCCCUCUUUGAACAUCACAAAGCAUUGGAUGAAAAAGUACGUGAAAAAUUACGAGUGGCACUAGAAAGAGCAGUGACACUAGAAGAGGAAUUAGCAAAAGCCAAUGAAGAGUUGGUCCAAUAUAAACACAAGUUCAUCUUGGGAGAGUUUCAGGGAGAGAAGAAAAAUGGAGAAGAAGAACCAAAUGGUGCUUCACAAAUAUUAAAAGUAUCAAAUGGAUCAGCAGAGGUGGCAGCAGAAGCAGCAAAAGUGGUGGAAUUGCAACAUACAAUAGAAAAGCAGAACACAGAACUAAGCCUAGCAAGAGGCAGAUUAGCAGAACUCGGAGGUAAACUCAGGGAAUAUGAAGAGGCUGUUGUUAUAUCAAAGAGAGAUCUAGUAAGGUUACAAGAGGAAAAUUCCAGACUAUCUCAAGACCUAAAAGAGAACAAUGCUCAAAAGCAUGAUCAAGAAGAAAGAAUAGCGACAUUGGAGAAGAGAUACCUUAAUGGUCAGCGAGAAUCAACUUCCUUGCAUGACCUGAAUGAGAAACUAGAAGAAGAGUUGACUAAUAAAGAAGCACAGCUUAAACUUAGCACAGAAAAGAUUCUUGCAUUGCAAGAAAGAUUAGAAUUAUUAGAACAGAAGCUCGGCCAAUUCUCUAAGAAAACUGAUGGUACAAAAGAUAUGGAGCGAGUGGAGGCUGUAUCUCAGCAGACACAAGAGAGGCAUGUGAGUAUAGAAGAUCAAAUACAAAAACUGGAACAAGAGCUUGAAGAAAAAAAUGCGGAACUUAACAAAUAUCGACAGAGAGAAAAAAUGAAUGAAGAUCAUAACCAGCGGCUUUCAGCAACAGUUGACAAGCUGUUGGCAGAAUCCAAUGAAAGGCUUCAGCUUCACCUUAAGGAACGAAUGCAUGCAUUGGAGGAGAAAAACAACUUGUCCCAGCAGCUUGGCCAUACACAGAAAGUUCUGGAAGAAACCAGGGGUGAAAAGGAUAAAAUUUUGCAAGAGUUGGGAAAACUGAGAGCUGAAAUGGAUGGACUUCGACAGGACUUUAGUAAUUACAGAACUGAAAGCUUAGGAAGGACACACAGAGGCCGACAGCAGUCCGUGGAGGAAGAUCUGUCGAAAGUUCAAACUCUUAAUGAACAGGAAUGGGAAAAGAUGGAACAAGCCAAUGUCAUAGCUAAUGUUCAACAAGCUUUUGAUGUUAGUGACACAGAAUCAGGCCAAGCAGAUGAAACAGAAGGUAUUUUAAAUGCUAUGGACAUGUUGUCUCCUUCUGGUCAAACAGAUGCCCAGACUCUUGCUCUGAUGCUUCAGGAACAGCUAGAUGCUAUCAAUAAUGAAAUCAGACUUAUUCAGGAAGAAAAACAAAACACAGAACAAAGAGCUGAGGAACUGGAGUCUCGAUUUGGUAGUCUGGAAACUGUGGGUCUUAUGGCACAUGGUCGUGCUUUAGAGCGACCAUCUUCUCCUCACAGUGGUCGAUCAACUCCCAAAUCCCAUCAAAGUCCUCAAAAAGAUUACUUACAGAAGUACCAUACAGCCCCAGCCUCCUUGACCCCAGUCCACUUGUACCAGUAUGCCUCCACCAGCCAACCCCAGCUUGGUGAAUCUCUUCUCACUUCUCAGACUCCAGGACAUAUAGAAUCCAAAGAUGACAGCCGACUUUUACGACGAGAUUCCAGCCCACCUACUCCACGAUCCUUGAGGCUUGACCGAGUUGCACAAGCAUUAGCACAAAGUAGCGAAGAGCUCAGGAGAGAAAACACUUUUAACACAAGCUUGCAUCCCAUAACUUCUGCUGUUAUCACAACAACUAUUACUACGACUACAGCAUCCAUACCAACUUACAUGACAACAGCUCCACAGGAUUUUUACAUGAGUAGAGACACAUGUUUCACUCAUAUACCACUGAUGGAUGGUGGUUUACUGAAUUCUACCUCCCCCUUCAGUUCCACCCAUUCUUCUCAAGAUUCACUGCACAAAACACCACCAAAGAAGAAAGGUUUCAAGUCAUCUCUUGGCAGGUUGUUUAGCAAGAAGGAGAAGGUGAAGACAAAAGAAGUUUACAGUAAAGAACUUAUCCAACAGGGACCCACACAACAGGAAAACGAAGUAAUUACUAGUGAUUCACUGAGCUUAACAAGUGGAGGUUUGGGACAAAAAGCUGACUUUGACAGGCGCACAAAAAAGAAGCACGAAUUACUGGCAGAGUCUAUGAAAGCUGGAACACCAUUUGCUCUGUGGAAUGGUCCUACUGUUGUAGCCUGGUUGGAGCUCUGGGUGGGAAUGCCAGCCUGGUAUGUUGCAGCUUGUCGAGCAAAUGUCAAAAGCGGUGCUAUCAUGUCUGCUUUGUCUGAUACUGAAAUCCAGCGAGAAAUAGGCAUUAGCAAUCCUCUUCAUCGUUUGAAACUUCGUCUAGCUAUACAGGAGAUGGUUGCUCUUACUAGUCCUUCUUCACCCAAGCCUACCCGGACUAGUUUAGUAUUUGGUGAAAUGAACCAUGAAUGGAUAGGAAAUGAAUGGCUUCCUAGCCUUGGUUUACCUCAGUACCGGUCAACAUUUAUGGAGUGUCUUGUGGAUGCCCGUAUGUUGGAACAUCUUACCAAGAAAGACUUGAGAAUUCAUCUCAAAAUGGUUGAUAGUUUUCACAGAACUAGUCUUCAGUAUGGAAUAAAUUGCUUAAAACGAUUGAAUUAUGAUAGAGAAUUGCUAGAAGAAAGAAGAAGGAAUAGUGAGCAUGAAAUAAAAGGCAUCUCAGAUGUCAUGGUUUGGGCUAAUGAACGGGUAAUAAAAUGGAUCAACUCUAUAGGCCUCAAAGAAUAUUCUAAUAAUCUUCUAGAAUCUGGAGUACAUGGAACACUUAUAGCAUUAGAUGAAAGUUUUGACCACAAUGCUAUGGCAUUAGCUCUUCAAAUUCCUACUCCUAAUACUCAA